Dimorphilus gyrociliatus is the source of this 1627-nucleotide messenger RNA. Lineage: Eukaryota; Metazoa; Annelida; Polychaeta; Dinophilidae. The record is from the annotation of a GenBank genome assembly.
AAUGAGUGUUUACUUUGUGGGAGUAGACGUUGGAACGAGCAGCGUUAGGGCGGCUUUAGUAAAUGAUAAUGGGAAAAUUUUAGAUCAAUGCGUAGAGGCGUUAACUAUAUGGAAUCCUCAGCCGGGUCAUUACGAACAGUCGUCGGAGGAAGUGUGGAAUUGUGUUUCCCGAACAAUACAAGCAGUAACAAAAAGCGUUGAAAAAGAAAGCAUUAAAGGAAUAGGUUUCGAUGCUACAUGUUCUUUGGUUCUAUUAGGGGAACAAGAUAAACAAUUGAGCAUUAGUACCACAGAUGAUCCAAGAUGUAAUAUUAUGAUGUGGAUGGAUCAUCGAGCAAAGGAUGAGGCUGAUUUUAUCAAUGAAACUAGAAAUGAAUGCCUUAAUUACGUCGGAGGAAAAGUCAGCCUCGAAAUGCAAAUUCCAAAAUUAAUUUGGUUAAAAAGAAAUAAACCUGAAAUUUGGGAGAAAACUGUUCACUUUAUGGAUUUAACUGACUUUCUUACUUAUAAAGCAACUGGCUCAACUACAAGAAGUUUAUGUUCUCUUGUUUGCAAAUGGAACUAUUUGCAAACUAAGGAAUUUCAAGGUUGGAAUAUUGAUUUCUUUAAGCAAGUAGGUUUAGAAGACUUAGCAGAGGAGAACUUCGAAAGGCUUGGAACAGAUAUUAAGAGUCCGGGUACCCCUUCUGGUAAUGGGCUAACAAAUGAGUCUGCGGAAAAUCUUAAUUUAUCUGUUGGAACACCUGUAGCUAUUAGUCUAAUAGAUGCUCAUUCGGGGACAAUCGGUUGUUUAAGCUGUAAGAAUGAUUCAGACUCUCCACUAAAUUCAAAAAUGGCAAUAAUAGCGGGCACAUCAGCAUGUCAUAUGAUUCUUUCUGAAGAGGAAAAGUUUAUCCAAGGAGUAUGGGGACCGUAUCGAUCUGCUAUAUUGAAAGACUGGUUCCUAAAUGAAGCAGGACAGAGUGCAGUUGCCAAAUUGAUAGAUUACGUUGUUGAUAGUCACCCAAGUAAAGAUUGGAUUAAGGAAGAAGCUAAAAGCAAAAAGAAACACGAUACAGAAAUUUUACAUGACGUACUCAAAUUUAUGUCAUCUAGAGAUGGCAUUCCAGUUUACCAAUUGGCAAAGAAAUUACAUAUUUGUCCUGAUUUCCAUGGCAAUAGAUCUCCUUUAGCUGAUUCGAACAGACAAGGAAUGAUGGUUGGAUUGUCAUUGAACAGCGAUGUUGAAGAUUUGGCAAUCAAAUAUCUUGCGACAAUUCAAGCACUCGCGUACGGUACUCGACACAUUAUUGAAACUAUUAAAGAGAAUGAUAUAAAUAUUCGGACAUUACACAUAUGUGGUGGUUUAUCAAAAAAUCAGCUAUUUUUACAAACUUUGGCUGAUGUUUGUCAAAUGAAUAUUAUCGUUCCCGACUGUCAAAGUCCAGUACUUUUAGGAGCAGCAAUAUUGGGUGCUUGCGCUUCAAAUUACUUUACUAGCUUAUUGGAAGGUACCACUCGUUUCGCUUCUGAAGGUCGUUCUGUUCGACCUCUAAAUAACACUAAAGGAUAUCACGACAACAAAUACGCAGUUUUUCUUCGAUUACUUAAAGAUCAAGAAGAUUAUAUUAACUUAAUGGAAAAUUAG